UUAAGAGGUGAACUUAUUCGUAUUAUGGACAAUACGUUUUCAGUUAGUUUUUAUCUUUAUCAGCUUUUGUCGAACGAGUACAAACGAAGUUUUGUUGAAUUUCACAUAAACAUAUGCGACUUAUUUUUCAAAGACAAAAUUAUUGGGAAAAUGGUAAAUGAAGCGUAUUACCGAACCCCUGAGUCUCAGCGUCCUAUGAAAAUCUUAGACUGCCCAGUGCUACCGGGUUAUUAUGUAUUCAACGACAUGAAAAUAGGUUUUAUCGACAUCCCAGAGAGUUUUCCUUUUCCGGAAGGAAGAGUUUUUGGCAAUAUAACACAUGAAGGGCGAGUGGUGGGAAGUGGUCAAUUGGACUUUGUUAUGAAAAUAAUUAAUUAAAACUCGGUAUUCUUAUAAU
Melitaea cinxia (Glanville fritillary) is the source of this 397-nucleotide messenger RNA. RefSeq lists its product as uncharacterized. Lineage: Eukaryota; Metazoa; Arthropoda; Insecta; Lepidoptera; Nymphalidae. The coding region runs from base 25 to 378 and encodes 117 amino acids. The transcript is spliced from 3 exons. The record is from RefSeq and is a predicted model, not a curated record.